UUGAUAUGAUGGUGUUGAGGAAGGAAUAGGACACAGAGAUGAAGGGAAGGAAGUAGGGAGGGAGGAAAGAGCAUUACGCAGGUUGCAAUGACAUCACCCUCAUUAGACUAUAAAACUGUGAGGAGAGCAGCACAGGGGUUUAGAGUAGAGCUGGAGCUCAUUGAGGAACAGAGAGAGAAAGAGAGAGAGAGAGAUCUUUUCUUACAUUUGUUUUUUUUUAAAUCUGAGAAUUGCUCCUUCAUUAAAAGUCAGGAUGAAUGUCGUGCAGCUGAUGGCUUGUGGACUAAUCAUGAGUCUUAUGUUGGUCAGAACAGAGGCGAGACCCACAACACCAAGCCAGCAAAAGGCUCUGGAAGCUCUGCUGGGAGAAGAGCUGGCGGAUUUUCUGGCUUCAGGUGAACGCAGGAUGCGGCUGCUGAGGGAACUCCGCACAGACACUCGCGCCAAGGGCAUGUGGGCACGCUUUGUAAGUGACCAGAAUGGCUCACGGAGGCACAAAUCAGGAACAAAGAAAGCAGGAAGCACCACCAGGAACGGCUGCUUCGGACACAAGAUGGACAGAAUAGGCACCAUCAGCGGCAUGGGCUGCCAACCGGCGUAUUACCCAUCCACAAAUAACCUCUCCUGAGUAUCGCCAGGACGAUGAGGUUUCGGACAAUGUUGACUUUCUCCUUUUGAGGAAAAGCCUUAAGAAAAUGUAUUUAAAAAAAAAGAAAAAAAAGAAAAAAGACCCAGAUUGUCGGUACGGAAAGUUGCCAAGAUUGAGCACCAUGGGAGAAAAAAAUGUAAUCAUCAAAAAUGUAAAAAAAAAAAAAAAAAAAUUCCACGCCUCAUCAGUGACAUCACAAG
This is a messenger RNA of Ictalurus furcatus (blue catfish), 849 nucleotides long. RefSeq names its product natriuretic peptide C (gene nppc). The record is from RefSeq and is a predicted model, not a curated record. The transcript is spliced from 3 exons. Bases 254 to 628 code for a protein of 124 amino acids. Lineage: Eukaryota; Metazoa; Chordata; Actinopteri; Siluriformes; Ictaluridae. Gene Ontology annotation, biological process: cGMP biosynthetic process; receptor guanylyl cyclase signaling pathway. Gene Ontology annotation, molecular function: hormone activity; hormone receptor binding. Gene Ontology annotation, cellular component: extracellular region.